AUGGCGUACAGAGCACUACUGGUCGGGUUGAUUAACUCAGCCCAGAAGUACUUGACUGCAGAGAGCUUCAACUUCAGGGUCAACGCCAGCAGCACCAUCAUGAAGGUCAAGCAGAUCUGGACCAUCGAGUUCCUGAAGGACAACUCGUGCCUUGUCCACAUCAGGAGCUCCCUGCGGCGUUACCUGGCUAGCGAUAACAACGGCAAAGUCACCUGCGACCAGGAGGCCCCCAGCGCCUACAGCAACUUUGUGAUGAUCACUCAGGCCGACGGCAAGGUGUCCUUCCAGUCAGACGAGACCAAGCGCUACCUGGGUGGGGCGGAGGACAACAUCACCUGUUUCGCCCAGGCUGUCUCAGAGAGCGAGAAGUGGGUGCUCCACCUGGCCAUCCACCCCAACAUCAACCUCUUCAGCCCUGGGAAGAAACGCUACCUCCGCUACGAUGCGGCUAGCAACGUGGUGAGGUGCGACAGCGAGCUGCCCUGGGGCCCCGACUGUGUCAUGACUCUCAUCUUUGACUUCAAAGAGAAGAAAUACGGGAUCAGGACGAGUAACGGGAAUCUGAUCUGCUGUAACGGGAAGCUGGAGCCGGGGCCGUCAUCGCGGAGCCUGUACGUGCUGAGGGUGCGGAGCGGUUUGCUGUGUCUGAGUGACGGGGAGGGCCGGGUGCUGAGCAGCAGGGAGGGCUACGUGCGCAGUCUGAAAAGCGACAGCCCGAGCAAGGACGAGCUAUUCUCCCCAGACCCCAGCCCCGGCCAGGUCACCAUCCGCUCCCUCCUCAACGCCAAGUACAUCAGCAUCAGAUCAGACGGAGACCUACAGGCAAACCAGACGGAGGCGAAGGAGUCUGAAAUCUUCCAGAUCAUCAUUAACAACACGACCAGGAAAGCGUGCUUCCAGGCUGCGUCCAAGGACUAUCUGGCCGUGGGCCCGAAGAACCUGCUGGUGUCCCUGGCGGUUCUGACUGACAAUUGUUGGUUCAGUCUGGUGUAUAACGGCCCCCGUGUCGGCAUCAAGACCUCGGACGGCAAGUUUGUGACCACAAAGAGCAACGGCCAACUCGCCGUGGCUCCCGGCUCCUCAGGCCCUGCUCAGGAAUUUAUCUUACAACUGACCAAUCGGCCGCUGCUGAUAUUACAAAGUGACUAUGGGUUUGUGGGGUUUGGCCCCGGGACCUCGCGAUUGGACGGCAACAGGUGCACACACGAGGCCAGCAAGCUGAGCUGUGAUGAGGACGGUUAUUACCAGUUCAAGCUCGUGUCCACGGAGAGAUACUGGGAGAUGGACAAGGAUGGCUUUGUCACAGGGACGGGCGAAUUCCCCAUUAACUUCACCAUCCAGCUGGUGGGCUCCAAUGUGCUGAUCCUCAAAGCCCCGAACGGCAGGUACAUGAUCGCUCAGCCCAGUGGGGACUUCAAAGCCACGGGGGAAGACGCCAAAUCCGCCACCAUGUUUCUUUACUGA
Messenger RNA from Callorhinchus milii (elephant shark), 1464 nucleotides. Its product is annotated as fascin-like. The transcript is spliced from 6 exons. Bases 1 to 1464 code for a protein of 487 amino acids. Gene Ontology annotation, biological process: establishment or maintenance of cell polarity; cell migration; actin filament bundle assembly. NCBI's taxonomy places the organism in Eukaryota, Metazoa, Chordata, Chondrichthyes, Chimaeriformes, Callorhinchidae. Gene Ontology annotation, cellular component: ruffle; cell projection membrane; cytoplasm. Gene Ontology annotation, molecular function: actin filament binding; protein-macromolecule adaptor activity. The record is from RefSeq and is a predicted model, not a curated record.